AUGAAAAAAGUUAGGGUUCGGUCAGAAUUUGAUGCCAAAGUGAAUGGAGCUCUGUCCACUGAUUUUGACCCUCGGUUCCUUGACAGGCAAAAAGCACUUGAUGCUGCUAUGAAUGACAUAAAUAGCUCAUUUGGGAAAGGGAGUGUUACAAGAUUGGGAAGUGCUGGUGGAGCUCUAGUUGAAACAUUUCCAAGUGGCUGCUUAACUUUAGACUUUGCUUUAGGCGGUGGCCUUCCAAAAGGAAGGAUUGUCGAGGUGUUACAUUUAGUACCUUUAUGCUCUUAUCCAUCUAAUUUUCUGUGGUUGCAACCCGUGUCUUUCUGUUUCUAG
This is a messenger RNA of Fraxinus pennsylvanica, 330 nucleotides long. The record is from the annotation of a GenBank genome assembly. Lineage: Eukaryota; Viridiplantae; Streptophyta; Magnoliopsida; Lamiales; Oleaceae.